Messenger RNA from Lotus japonicus, 2094 nucleotides. Its product is annotated as probable pectinesterase/pectinesterase inhibitor 51. The coding region runs from base 188 to 1882 and encodes 564 amino acids. The transcript has 2 exons. Lineage: Eukaryota; Viridiplantae; Streptophyta; Magnoliopsida; Fabales; Fabaceae. The record is from RefSeq and is a predicted model, not a curated record. Gene Ontology annotation, molecular function: pectinesterase inhibitor activity; pectinesterase activity. Gene Ontology annotation, biological process: cell wall modification.
AGCACUAGCAUCCAAAUUUGGAUUCACCAAAAACACACUCACAACUUCCAAAUUCCAAUCCAACCCCACUCAUAUUGUAUAAAUCACCAUCUCAAUCUCAAUCAAACCAUGAACCUUCAACCUUUUGAAAGUACCCAUUAAACCCACCACCACCACCUUCUCCCUCACAAUAUCCACCUUUCUCACCAUGUCCCCUCUCCUCCCCCUCUCUUUUCUCCUCCUCAUCCUCACCCUCUCCUCCGCCUCCCACAGCCACAACAACCACCACCACCAUUCCCCCACCCCCUCCCUCCCCGACGCCACCGCCGCGCCAGAAAUCCAGCAAGCCUGCAAGGCCACCCGCUUCCCCCAGCAAUGCGAAUCCUCCCUCUCCCACCUCCCUCCUAACCCAACCUCUCUCCAGCUCCUCCAAUCCGCCAUCUCCGCCACCUCCACCAACCUCGCCACCGCCCAAUCCAUGGUCAAGUCCAUCCUCGACUCCGCCUCCGGCAGCCGCAACCGCUCCGUCGCCGCCACCACCUGCCUCGAGGUCCUCGCCAACUCCCAGCACCGCAUUUCCCUCGCCAACGACUCCCUACCUCACGGCAAGAACAAAGACGCCCGAGCCUGGCUGAGCGCCGCCCUCGCCUACCAAUACGACUGCCGGAACGGCCUCAGCUACGCCAACGACUCCCGCUCCGUCGGGGAAGCCAUGUCAUUCAUCGACUCCGUCUCCAUUCUCGCCAGCAACGCCCUCACCAUGACCUUCGCCUACGACGUCUUCGGAAACGACACCGCGUCGUGGAAGCCACCAGCAACCGAGCGGAACGGAUUCUGGGAGAACGGCUCCGGCGCCGGCUCCGGCCACGUCACCGACGGAGAUUUCCCGACGAAGGAGAGCGCGGACGUGACGGUGUGUAAGGGAGGGUGCAGUUACAAGACGGUGCAGGAGGCGGUUAACGCCGCGCCGGAUAACGGCGUUGAGGGGAAGAGGUUUGUGAUAUACAUUAAAGAAGGGGUUUAUGAAGAGACCGUUAGGGUUCCGUUAGAGAAACGGAAUGUGGUGUUCUUGGGAGAUGGCAUGGGGAAGACGGUAAUCACCGGCUCUGCAAAUGUGGGACAGCCGGGGAUGACGACUUACAACUCAGCCACCGUCGCUGUUCUUGGCGAUGGAUUCAGGGCAAAGGAUCUCACAAUCCAAAACACAGCAGGUCCUGAUGCUCACCAAGCAGUGGCCUUUAGAUUAGACAGUGAUCUUUCUGUGAUUGAGAAUUGUGAAUUCUUAGGCAAUCAAGACACCCUCUAUGCUCACUCCCUGCGCCAAUUCUACAAAUCAUGCCGCAUUGAGGGCAACGUGGACUUCAUCUUCGGAAACUCUGCUUCAAUUUUCCAGGACUGCCAAAUCCUGGUUCGUCCCCGGCAACUCAAGCCGGAGAAAGGCGAGAACAAUGCGGUCACGGCACAUGGCAGAACAGACCCUGCACAGGCCACAGGCUUUGUUUUCCAGAACUGCUUGAUCAAUGGCACUGAGGAUUACAUGGCAUUGUACCACAGCAACCCAAAAGUGCACAAGAACUACUUGGGCAGGCCAUGGAAGGAGUACUCUAGGACAGUUUUUAUUCAUUCAUUGUUGGAAGCUCUAGUCACUCCUCAGGGUUGGAUGCCAUGGAAUGGUGAGUUUGCCCUCAAGACACUUUAUUAUGGGGAGUUUGAGAAUUCUGGACCAGGUUCUGAUUUGUCUCUGAGGGUUUCCUGGAGUAGCAAGGUCCCUGCUGAGCAUGUGUUGACAUAUUCAGCGGAGAAUUUCAUUCAAGGUGAUGAUUGGAUUCCAUCAUCUCAGUUAUCAAAGCAUCAUCGCCGCAAGGGUCAUCGUCAUGGAACCGGUAGAACAAGACAUCAGUAAUUGGGGGACUUUUAUUCACCCCGCAUUUGUAAUUACAUUACCAGUUACAAAUACAAUAAACAUAUCUAGAUCUCAAAAGUAUGGGAAAUAACUCCAUAUCAGUUUAUAAAAUUCUGUUUGGAAACUCUUCUACAAUUGAUUUUGUCCGCAACUACUGAAAGCUUCUGUGAGUAUUUUGUCUUUAAGAAUUCCAAAUAUGUUAAAGUCUUGCA